UUCUUUAUACUGUUCGACUGAUUUAAAAAUAAUUAUCUUUAUUUAUCCUUUGUCGCAUGUGGCUUCUACGCUUAAAGAGCCGUAUGCUUUUUUAUUGACAUUCUGGCAAAGUGUGUCGCGUGCGUUUACACAAAACGGCUUCCAUGACGGUUCAUAGGUUCAGGAAGUUUUGAAGUUCAACGAACAAAGGUGCUUUUGUCAUUUGUACUAAUGGCGUUGCUGAAACCAAUGUUAAAACAGUUUUAAAUGAUUUAACAUACUUGGAAUGAUCAAUAGAAAGGACGAAUCUGUAAACUUGACGUAAUUACGUUAUGGCUCGAUAGUUUAAUUACUUUGUCCUCGUUUUCCACAUGUUUUCGUUAUUAUGGAACCUGUACGUUACAUAAAGUAACGUCUGAUGUAAGCUAUCGAUAUUAUUUAAAUUCCUGUAAGAGGCCAUUAAGUAUUUGAUUAAUGAUUUUAUAAGCAGUUUCAUAUUUCUUAUAUGGGUAUUGACGAUUUGAAAAGGAACGUUAAUUCGCUUCAAUAAAAUUGCAAAAAUUUCCAUAACGCUGGCACAUGAAGUAUCUUAAUAUCAUCCCCUUUUAUGAUAUAUUAGUUACAGCAUUCAUAUCAAAUGUAAAGCGGCCUUUUAACGUACAUUUACAUAAGUUCCAACAGGGAGUCAAGUCGCCAUAAUCGACUAGCAAAUACCACCGUAGUACGCUUAUAUAACGCUCGUAGAAAUAUUUCGCAAUAUAUCCGCAGCGUCCCUAACCUCAUUUUUCGAAAUUUCCACCUCUGACACGUGCAAGUGCAUUCCAUUAAGAAUCCACUUUAUACAUUUUUCUCUAAAGACAAUUCUGCCGCCGGGUAAAAAAUGGUAUCUACACAUUUUUAAAAUCUUUAUAAAAAUUCUGAAACAGAUUUCCAUCGAAUAAACUGUAAUUACAACGUGCUAACAAUGACCUCGUACGAGGUCGGAUCAAUAAUAAUCGUGCGUCUGUAAAUUAGUAUCUUAAACAAUUAUUACCUUUGAUCAUCCAAUAGGAAAGUUCUGAUGCAAAAUGCAAUGUCAAAUAGUUUCGCAACGUUUAAAAAUUUCGAGUAUACAUUGCGAAACAUGAUAAAAGAAUAAUAAUGCACUUAUCGUCGGGCACGAUCCCUUUUUACAACCGUCAAUUAAGAUUACACCAAGAGUAACGAUUGAUAUCAUCAUUAAGUGCAGUCUUACGACGCUCACGACGCUCACGACGCCAAUCGUUGGCCUCGUUCGAUCUAACAUUACGCGUUUCAUUCGCCUUGUAAAUCCGCAGCUUCUUCGCUCAAACACAUUGAUGAAUUCCUCACACCACGUCAUCCUUGCCUGCAGCCUCCUAGUACCUUCAUAAAUUCUGAGACUGCUGAAAAAUCUCAAUAGACAUUCCGUCCAUCGACUGGAGGUUACCUGUGUGGGUCUCCUGAGGUUUAUGUAAUUCAAGCCGACUUGCACACACGAGCAGAGCCAUGUAGGACACAGUGGGAAGGUUGGUGGGUAGGUUGGUACCUCGUGAGAAGGUUCCUGCUUGGCAAGUGCACAUCGAGACUUGGUUAAGCCCGCAGUGUCUUUCACAUUCGUCCAAGUUUUCUUGCAUCCUGGAGCAAGGGAAUCCGCGUUGCGUCAUCGUUACCGACCGACUGGCUGCGUGCGUGUGUGCGUGUGCGCAUAAUCAAAGGGUGGGACGAGAAAAGGAAGAGAACGUUUCCUCGAGAGAAGCCAGAUCGUGGUCACCGACUCAUGAUUGUCAUCAGCGUAGUCAACGUCUAGGAUGGAUCGUAGCGAGAGUGGAAACGAGGGUGGCAGUUCACCGGACACCGUGAUUGGCCGUUCCUCGUCGGAGGAGGACAUGAAGAGGAAUCCUGGUAACACUUCCGGUGAAUAUGUUACGGUGGGGGACAGCAAUUCCAGCCUGGACACAGUAUCCGGUCCAGGAGUUGGCAUGGAGGAGAAGAAGAAAGGCCGUUUCGGAUCGCUCAAGAGCAGCUUCCGGAAGGAGGGUGGUAUCUUCAAGAUCAAGAAAAAGACUUCGUCGCUGGGAAAGCUUGAAAAUGAAGCAUCGCUCGAAGUUGAUCCUGAAGGGGGUUCACCUAGCAAAGAAGCCGUGCGCAAGAAGGAAGUGGAUAAGAAGAAGACCAAGAAGAAGUCGAAUUCCAUAGUGAGGAAGCUCAGUCUGAACAAAUUCAAAAUGUCCAGCGAGCAGGAACCACGACACACGCCCGAGGGUGGAGACAGUAGUAGGUCCCAGAGCCAAUCGUCCCAGGAGUCGCCCUAUCAUUCAGCGGACAGCCCCCUGAAGCUCUCGAGGAAGGGGCACCAAGCCGUUCAGGGACUUCCACUUCCAGAGUGCGAUAAGCCUGAGAAGGAGAGGUCUGACGAAAGGCUCGAGGAAAGAUCGGAGAAGAUCGAGAAACCCGUGAGCACAGUCACCGUAGUACAACGAAAAUCGCCAUCGCUGACCAUACGCAGUACCAUUCCUGCCGGCCUGGAAGAUACCAGGAGUCACGACUCACCGAAUCGAGAGAAGCACACCCAGACGUCGGAGAACCAGAGUAAAAUCCACUGCAGCGUGUCGACAUUGCCAUACGCCAUUUCAAAAUGGCCGGAGCAAGCCGUCCAGGACGCGCGGCUGGAUCCCUCGAAGAAGCCUAAACUGUCGGUAAAGUCGGAUUCGGAAUCUGCUGUACCGCCGAAAACACCACCUGCCGAGUUACGGAGGAAGCUGUCCCUGCUCGAGGAGAAGCGAGCGAUUUUUCAACGGCGUCGCUACGACACUUCCCACGAUACUUCCGACGAGACCGUGCAAGCUCACACCGUAGACGACGAAACGGCUGCCAGACUUUCCGUCGCCAGCGGAAACGACGACACGAAGCGUCGUGCGCGUCACAUAAGCGUACGGAAAUUCGACACCUUCUCCACGUUCGAGGGCACCUUCGACGAAGAUACCGGCGUCGGUUAUCUGGCUGGGAUCGAGGAGGACUUCGCCGAGAGCGUCGAGCAUCUGAGCGACAGUUUCGCUAGUGCAGACGCCAUGCCGACACAUACGGUCGGAGAGUCCAGCGAGAAAACUCGUUCCAUCAGUCAGGAUAGCGGGUCGUCGCAGAACAAUGCCCCGAGUGCGGGUCUGGGCGAGAAACGCGAACAUCUCUACAAGAUCUUGGUGAUCGGUGAAUUGGGAGCUGGCAAAACGUCGAUCAUCAAGAGAUACGUUCAUCAAUUUUUUUCGCAACAUUAUAGAGCGACCAUAGGCGUUGAUUUUGCACUGAAAGUCCUCAAUUGGGAUCCACAUACGAUAAUAAGAUUGCAACUGUGGGAUAUUGCUGGUCAGGAGCGGUUUGGAAAUAUGACCAGGGUGUAUUACAAGGAAGCAGUGGGAGCAUUCAUUGUUUUUGACGUAACGAGAAGCGCCACUUUGGAUGCUGUUGUAAAGUGGAAACAGGAUUUGGAUUCAAAGGUACAACUUCCGGACGGUUCACCUAUUCCAUGCGUUCUUCUGGCCAACAAAUGCGAUCAGCAGAAAGAAGGUUUGGUCAAUUCACCAGGUAAAAUGGAUGAUUACUGCAAGGAGAAGAAUUUUGCCGGCUGGUUCGAGACGUCGGCCAAGGAGAAUAUUAAUAUUGAGGAGGCAGCCAGGUUCCUUGUCAACAAAAUACUCCAGAACGAUCAAAUAAUAAAGGGAAAUGGCACUCAGGAGCAAAGCGACGGUGAAAGAUUCGCACUCAAUCAAUCGCCCACGAGCACUAAGAAAUCAUGUUCCUGCUGACGAAGUGGCUCGCCCGAUCAUCCACAGAAGUCAUCGCAUUCCGUUACCUGGACAGUUCUCAUCGUCGAUCCUCGAUUGAAACAUUAAAAGACUGUUUCGCUAGCUCUAAUCGCGCCAAGAGUAUCUUACGAAACGUUAUUAAUAUUAAUUAUAACAUUGAUAAUCAUCGACGAUACUUAAUUACAUCCGCGUACGGUAAUAUUCAUGCCGAUACCUAUACGGAUAUAAAAAUCGUUGGCCUAUUCAAGUUAUCAUUUUUACAAUCUUAAGAUCAUUGCCUUCAGCAUCCGUUUUUCUAGAAUCUUCCAACCUUACCAGUAAGAAUUCCUUUGGCGAAUGCUUCUUAAAUAUUGUAAAUCAUCAUUUCAUCAUAUAGGUCGUACAUGGUUAACUUCCUUAUACGUAUAGAUGCGCCGCCGUUCAAUAUGCUUAUUUUUGGUAUCCCAUGCGGUAAUUCCCACGCAUUGAUAGACGAUCACAUUUAUGAAUAAGAUUGUAGAAGAAUAGGUUGAUUGGAUUGAUAUCGCGUGUACACGCGAUUUAGACUAUAAUCAUGUUUGUUGAGAAAACAAAAGACAAAAAUCAUAUGCAUUCACUGACCAAGGCAAUUCAAUCCCAAUGGAGAUUUAUUCGAUAAUCAUGUCGUGCGCCAUUAACGAGUGCCAUUUUUUUUCUUUUCUCUUUUAGAAAUUUGCCGAAAAUUUUAAUUAUUUACAUGCCGAGUAUCACGCAGAUCAUUAUUAAUACGUAUUGGUUACGUAAAUUGUAUCUAACAAAAAUAUUUUCUUUUCUUUCAUUUCUUCUGUCUCUGCCGAUACAUUCCACUCGGGUCUCUCGUUUCACACUCGCAAACUGUCACGAGCUUGGAAACAGGAAGACCCGUGGUAGCCAUUUUAAAUUGAAGACUUCGAAACGCAUUUGAAGAUUUUAAAAUAUUUCUUCGCAAGCGACGUUGUUACUUUCUCUUUCGAGAUCUGCAACGUUGCUCGAGAUAAUUUAAACGAAAUUGUUGUUGUUGACGACGGAGUAAUAUAUAUACACAAGAAAGAUUUAUAUAUAAUAUACACGUAUAAAUUGAACUAAAGUUUGAUAGUGACGAGGGAGAGAAAAAGUUAUUAUAAAUAAUAAUAUAUUUAAGUACAGGCGACAAUGAAUAUUGCUGUAAAUAAUCAAAUCCCUUUUACGUAACGAUAUUUUCUGUCUUCUUUUUCCUCACACGCUGAUCAAUGUCGACCCUUUUAUGGCAACUUUGCAAUUUUAUAUCUAUGUACGUAGAGGUUACGCGACAAGGAUAUAUGCAAUAACUAUUAUAAUAAAAUGUCACGCGCGAAUAUAUUUAUAUCGGCGCAGGCGUACCUGCGCCCGCCAUUACUAAACAGUAUGUCUGUCUACCAUUAUUUCCUUUUUCUAUGUAAUAGACGCAGCAUUAUUAAAUUAUAUUCAAUUGUUAA
Molecule: messenger RNA, 5230 nt
Organism: Cephus cinctus (wheat stem sawfly)
Lineage: Eukaryota; Metazoa; Arthropoda; Insecta; Hymenoptera; Cephidae
Gene: Rab32
Product: ras-related protein Rab-32
Exons: 9
Coding region: 1788-3779 (663 amino acids)
Biological process (GO): phagosome-lysosome fusion; endosome to lysosome transport
Cellular component (GO): lysosome; trans-Golgi network; phagocytic vesicle
Molecular function (GO): GTPase activity; GTP binding
Source: RefSeq, a predicted model, not a curated record